ACCAAUACACAGAGGAGAGGAGAGGAGAGGAGAGGACUGGACAGAUCAUCAUCAUCAUCAUCAUCAUCAUCUCCUCCUCUCUCAAUCUCAUCUCCUCCAUUUUUUGACCAUUAACAAUCGACGAAACCGUUGAAGCUGUGUCCCACUCUCGACUCGCUCUCCAGCUCACCUGCUCACUCCACCCAAUGUAACCAAACCCACCGUCCCCGUAGUUUUAGUUUGACUUGACUUCCCCACCUCCCCUUCACCAUGUCCUCUCCUCCUCCUCCUCCGACGCCGGCCUCUCCCCAGCCGGUGCCACCGAGCAUCCACCGCUCCUCCCUCGUCACUCCAAUCGCUGCCUCUGCCGUCGCCGCCUUCUCCUGCCUCCUCCUCCUCAUCGCCCUCUUCACCAGGCUCGUCCGCAGGCGUACCGCCACCACCGCCGACUCCAAGCCCCCCCACCGCUACCCCUACUCCCUCCUCCGCCGCGCCACCGACUCCUUCUCCCCCUCCCGCCGCCUCGGCCAGGGCGGUUUCGGCUCCGUCUUCUCCGGCUCCCUCCCCGGCUCCAACAAGCCCAUCGCCGUCAAGCUCAUGGACUCUGGAUCUCUCCAAGGCGAGCGUGAGUUCCAGAACGAGCUCUUCUUCGCUGGCAUCCUAAACUCUCCCCUCACCGUCCCCGCCCUCGGCUUCUCCUUCAACAAGAAGCGCCGCCGCAUGCUCAUCGUCUAUGAGCUCAUGCCCAAUGGGAACCUCCAGGACGCUCUGCUCCACCGCAAGUGUACGGAGCUCAUGGACUGGAAGAAUCGAUUCUCCGUCGCUGUCGACAUAGCUCGAGGAAUCGAGUACCUUCACUCCCUGGAUCCUCCCGUCAUUCACGGAGACAUCAAGCCUAGUAACAUCCUCCUCGAUCAGUAUUUCUCAGCAAAGAUCGGCGAUUUUGGCCUCGCCAGGGUGAAAUCUGAGAACCAGUGCGAAAUCGCCGUGUUUGAGGGUGAGCUCUCAAAGCCAAACGGAGGCGGAUUGGAGGUGGCGAAGAAUCCUUCACUUCCUCCGCCGGCUCCAGAGUCCGAGAUCGCCACUGUCGACGACAACGGAUCUGUGCUGGAGACUGAGAGCGUCGCUACUACUGGAUUCGAGGAGUUUAACGUCAACGGAGUGGAUCAGUCACCGGAGAGUCACGUUAGGAUCGUGAUCUCAGAGACGUCACCGGAGGCAGUGUCAGCCUCCCCUACGACUGCCCCUGCAGCAGCAACCUCGCCGGAGAUGAACUUUGACAAGUCGAGCUUGGAUAGUGGUAAGAAGAGCUCUAAUAAGGGAAUGAUGAAGACCCUCUCCGGUAAAGACUGGUGGUGGAAACAGGAGAAUUCGGCCUCAGAGAGCGGGAGGGUGAAGGAUUAUGUGAUGGAGUGGAUUGGGAGCGAGAUCAAGAAGGAGAGGCCAAAGAGCGAUUGGUUAGGCGCAGGCUCUUCGAGCAAGGAAGUGGUCACAAAGCCCGAGAAGCAUAAGAAGCACAAUCGGAAGCGACUGGAGUGGUGGGUGUCAAUGGAGGAAGAAAAAGACGUGAAGAACGCAAAGAAGGAGAAGAGCAGGCCUGCAAGGGAGUGGUGGAAGGAGGAGUACUGCGAGGAACUUGCGAGGAAGAAGAAGAAAAAGAAGCGGCAAGCAGGGAAUAGUGCUAGUGACGAUAAUUACAGUGCAACAGAGGAUUGGUGGCCCAAAGAUGAGGAAUUGUAUUCGGAAAGGAAGAAGAAGAGCAAAAGCAGGAGCAGGAGGAGCAGCAAAAGCAGUGUGGAUUGGUGGUUGGAUGGGCUUAGUGGAGACCUAUGGAGAGUCCGCCGGAAUAGCUAUGAUUCCGGAGAGAUCCCCAAGAGUGGUGGCAUUAGUAGCACACCAAGUAUGAGAGGAACUGUUUGUUAUAUCGCCCCAGAGUAUGGUGGCGGUGGGGAUAUAUCAGAGAAGUGUGAUGUUUACAGUUUUGGAGUUCUACUACUGGUGGUUGUUGCAGGGCGUCGCCCGCUUCAAGUCACAGGCUCGCCCAUGUCGGAAUUCCAGCGAGCAAAUCUCAUUUCGUGGGCCCGUCACCUUGCCCGUGCAGGGAAGCUUCUUGAUUUGGUUGAUCAGUCCAUUCAAAAUUUAGAUAAGGAACAAGCCCUCUUGUGCAUUACUGUUGCCUUGCUUUGUUUGCAAAAGUCGCCCAUUCGCAGGCCUUCUAUGAAGGAGGUAGUAACUAUGCUCACUGGGGCUUCUGAGCCACCUCAAUUGCCGUUUGAGUUCUCCCCGUCACCACCCUCUCGCUUCCCUUUUAAGUCACAGAGAAAGGGUCAGUGACUGUGAGUUCCGACUCUUCAGCCCUCUGUUGUCACUAUCAUCAACAUCAUCAUCUUUGUGGAUGAUUGCUGUAAAGUUAAUUAUUCACGUUUCCUAUUUGUAUUUAUUGGAUUUGAGCUCCUUUUGCUGGCUAAUUUCAUACUGGUAUGGCCUACCAGUUCCCUAAGCGCCUCAGAUUUUUAGUGGCGAAAUUAUAGGUGCCGUGGUGUGUGGUUGUCCCACUUUAGUUUUUUUUCCUUUACUGAGUUUCAGGACGGACAAAGUGAAUGGAAAAAUUAGUCUUGGUAAAAUUUUCCAAUUUUGGCGGGAAUCAAGUGCCCACUUUACAUCGCUU
Molecule: messenger RNA, 2647 nt
Organism: Punica granatum (pomegranate)
Lineage: Eukaryota; Viridiplantae; Streptophyta; Magnoliopsida; Myrtales; Lythraceae
Source: RefSeq, a predicted model, not a curated record